AGAAGACAGGUCGGCACUUCGCUUCCUCUUGUUAGCUCCAACACUCGCCCUAGAGGUUAGAAGCUAAAAGUUGUUGCUGUUAUCAUGGCAAGCGGAAUGAUCACUACGGAUGUGCCCGAGACAGUGUCAAAGGAGUUGAUGGUGAACAUUUGUCGUCUGGAAAGUGCCAUAGAACAGCUGAACCAAGUUAGGAAAGACCUUCAGAAAAAUUCACAUCAGGUGAAAUGUCAGAUUCAGUCGACAGUGAGUCGUGAGUUGGAGGCGUUGAGGAGCCGUGAGGUGUGGCUACUUAGUCAGGUGGACCUGUUACAGAAUGUGAAGGAGGAGAUACUGAGCGGUCAGCAGGCUCAGAUCAAUCAGGCCCUGGGCAGUGCUCACAGGGUGCUACAGUACGUCACAUCAGACAAUACCCAGCUGAUGGAGGAACUCACUCGCAAUAUGACCAGACUGGAGUUGACUGAUCUCGAGCCAGAGGAGAGUUCUCAGAUCAGUUUUCAAGCUGAUGCGGCUGGAUUACGAGACACCAUCAUGGAGUUUGGUAGAGUUGAAGCCGGGAACAAAGCACUGCAGAAGGUGUUUGCUGACACCUACACUCCCUCAGCUAGCCUGCCCAAAUCUUUUGAGGAAUAUGACGAUGCUGAUCAUCAUGUGCUGUAUAAAACACUGGAGGAGGUGAACAGAGGGAAAAGCUCCAGUUCUAGUAUCCGGGUUAACAUCCCAAAGCUGAAGCCCGAAGAUUGGUUAAUCCAGCCUGCACAGAGUAGUGCUGGGGUGACUGAGAAGAAACCAGCCAAGAUAGCCUUCCCGACCCUCAGUAAUAACAUUAGUGACUGGCUGCUGUCAGGGAAUGGGGGGUCAGAGUGCGGAAAAGGGCCUGCCCAGAAGUCAAAACCUCCCCUCACCCGGGAUAAGAGUAUACAAGACUGGCUGCUCCAGAUUAAGCAUUUUCCCCACACCCACGAUGAAGAGGAUGACUUUGAGAUUGUGGAACAUGUCACUAUAUCAGAUGCCAGCGACUCCGGUAUGGAUGCACCAUCCUCUUGUAGUACGCCUGCUGUGGUCACCCCCGGCAUCAGUCCAGUCCACUUUACACAGGUCACCCCUGAUACACUGAGUGCCUGGCUCUGUGGCGGCGUUGCUGCUCCCUCUUCCUGUCACCUUGAUGACCACAAUGAACUCUUCCAUGGAUUCAAACAUUGUGCUUCUGAUACAGAAGGCUGGUUGUUAAACAAGGGGAUUUGUAGCCUGAGGUGCAGCCAGAGCCCUACUGAGCCUGUGGAGAUAGAGAGCCUGGGGUCCCUAGUAUGUGCGUCAGACAGGAACAUAUUCACACAUCAAUCUGAUGACCACAAGCGCUGGUUGCUUCAGGACAUCUGUCGUGUACCCCCUGUCACACAGGUGUGUAAGGCUAACGAGCCCUGUCAGGGUCACGGCCACUGCCUUAGCUCACCCAGUUGUGGGGAGGAGUUCCUUGUGUCCACACACCCUGAACAGGUCUGGUUAAUCAACACAGGAGUGCACGCAGACAACAAACAGCCAGCAUUCUCACCCAUCAGAAAUGCGUCCAGGAACAUGUCUGAUUGGCUGGCCAGUAAUCAAUCAGUCGACUGUACAGGAAAUAUAGAUAAAAGUGCCUUUACAAGCUGGUUUGCCACUGCCUCUAAUAACUACACAGAUUGGCUGGCAACCAAUGAGUCUGUGGAAACAGAUGUUACCGCGACAGAACCUGACAAAGUGUUCAGCUCUGAUGAACUGGACUUUUGGCUGAUGAAGCUGCAAAUAACUGAUAGUCAUAUAUCUGCUGCUCCUGUCAGCUUUUCUACCUUUGAGGCCUUCCACAAGAAUUUGUCACCAGCCUCUUGGCUGCUGUAUUUUGACGAGAAUCUGGAGAAUUCCAAAGUUGACAUUGAAGAGUUUGAACUUGAGAAGAAAGACCUUGUAUCAGAGAAGACAGAAAUGAGCAAAUGGCUUUUAAAUGGUGGCAACUUGAAUCUUGAACCCACUUGCUCACCCAAAGUCAACCCGAUCCCAGAUCUAGGAGAGUGGCUAAUGGAUCAGAAUGUUUGUUGAGUCUACAGUGCAACUCCAGUCAUAUGUACACCUUACAUAAUAUAAAGAUGGUUGCCAUAAUGGUGCAGUGGCUUGUU
Liolophura sinensis is the source of this 2147-nucleotide messenger RNA. Its product is annotated as nuclear receptor coactivator 4-like. The record is from RefSeq and is a predicted model, not a curated record. The coding region runs from base 85 to 2070 and encodes 661 amino acids. Gene Ontology annotation, molecular function: transcription coactivator activity. The transcript has 7 exons. Gene Ontology annotation, biological process: response to hormone; intracellular iron ion homeostasis. Lineage: Eukaryota; Metazoa; Mollusca; Polyplacophora; Chitonida; Chitonidae.